This is a messenger RNA of Cordyceps fumosorosea ARSEF 2679, 1074 nucleotides long. Its product is annotated as NRPS-like enzyme. Bases 1 to 1074 code for a protein of 357 amino acids. Lineage: Eukaryota; Fungi; Ascomycota; Sordariomycetes; Hypocreales; Cordycipitaceae. The transcript is spliced from 2 exons. The record is from RefSeq and is a predicted model, not a curated record. Gene Ontology annotation, cellular component: cytoplasm. Gene Ontology annotation, molecular function: gluconokinase activity.
AUGCGCCUCUCUAGCUUCGAAAAGGCCGAUAUUGCUGGCGUCAACCACCUGCUCGCGCUGGUCAAGGCUUCCCCUACCAACGCCUCGAUGAACUUUUGCUCCCCGGUCAGCACGUGCAGCCGUGGCACACAGAGCCCCGUGCCAGAAUCUUUGCCUGAUCUUGAAUGGGCACAGGGCAUGGGCUACGCGCAGUCCAAGUCGGUGGUGGAGCACGUGUGCGCCCGUGAGGCUGCGGCAGGGAUCCAAACGAGAGUCCUUCGUGUCGGACAAAUCGUGGGUGAUACGAAGCACGGCGUAUGGAACGCGCAGGAAGCGGUGCCGAUGAUGAUGCAGACAGCGGUGACGAUUGGAGCCUUGCCACGCCUCGUGGAGAGGCCUUCAUGGUUGCCCGUCGACACGGUCGUCGAGGCAGUGGUGGACAUCUCGCUCUCAGACCAGAAGUCCAACCCGCCCAUCAAGCUUGCCGACUUUUUUGCGUCAAAGUACGACAAACAUGGGUUCGCCCCAUCAAAGACUUUCAGUACAGAUGUGGCAACGAGAUUGGCGCCGGCGCUAGCGGACGCUCCUGUCCCCGAGCCGAGCUUCGUCAAGCUGUUUGUUAGGUACUUCCUCGACAACUGCUGGGGCUCGAAGAACGAGGAGGAGAAGGGUGCCAAGACAGUCGUCUUCAUGGCCGGGCCCUGUGGAAGCGGCAAGACAACAGCGGGCACCAGCAUCGCCAAUUGGCUAGGCGUGCCCUUUAUCGAAGGCGACGCUCUGCACACGUGCGCGGCCGUGGACAAGAUGCGCACCCACACAACGCUCUCAGACGAAGACCGCGUGGGCUGGCUCGGUCGUAUCUGCUCACGCGCGCGUGAGACGGUACACGAGCUCGACUACUCGGCAGCCAUCGUCAGCUGCUCGGCGCUUAAGGCAUCGUACCGCACGAGCAUCCGAGAGAGCCUCGGCCGAGAAGGUGUCCGAGCGGUGUUCUUAGAUCUCCAGGCAGACAGGGAUGUGCUGGUGCAGAGGAUGAAGGCCAGAAAGGAGCACUCUACGAGUUCGCAGAUGGUUGAUGGACAGCUCGAGGCAUAG